Molecule: messenger RNA, 1128 nt
Organism: Eimeria mitis
Lineage: Eukaryota; Apicomplexa; Conoidasida; Eucoccidiorida; Eimeriidae
Exons: 3
Coding region: 1-1128 (375 amino acids)
Source: RefSeq, a predicted model, not a curated record
AUGGCUGACAUCACUCACAGGUCUAGACGAGAGUCAGCCCGCACGAGAACGAAGAAAAAGAAGAAGAAAGGGGGAGAAGACGAUCGCUUUGGCCUGAUGAAGGAGCAGCACACAAAACAAGAGAAGAAAAAGAAAAAGAAAAAGAAAAAGGAGAAGAAGGAGAAGAAGAUACAUCUUCUGCAGACUCAGGGGCAGCCGGCGUUACUAAUAGUCUCUGUGCCUCUUCCUUACCCAGAAGGGCAAGAAGAGCAGCAGGAGCAACAGCCGACGCCGCAGCAACAACUGCGGACGCAGAACGUAAGCCACCACCCCUUCUACAGAGUUCCUCUUGUAGCCAGUGAUGCCAUCCUUACUCGGCAAUUUAAGCAGAGGAAGUGGUUGUUAUCAUCCCGUCGGACCCUAAGCGACACGGGUGCUCUCAUAGAUAUUAAAAAUAUCUUGAAGAAGCCAGUAUUAAACUCGUUCGACCUCCAUCACCUACUGGAGUCUCUUGAGCAGCUAGCCGAGCAUACAGUGCAUCGGAAGAAGGAGGUCAUCAACCAUCUAAGCCCUAAGUAUGUUGUAGAGAAGCUCGCCAUAGCUCUGCUAAUAACGGAUGCAAUGUUUGUUGUAGCCAAAGUAUUGGGAGAGAAAGCAAAGAAGGACGAAUGGUGGGAAAAAGCAUUAGAAACUCUUCCGGUGUAUACACACCCCUCUCACUCUGCUGCUGUCCGCAGCACAGCAGAACAAAAUGUGCUGUUAGCCAGGCUGCUGCAGAAUGGACUUGAAUUCUAUAGAAGAGGGUUCAGACCGCCUGCAGCUUAUCUCGUUCCUCUUAAACAAAUCAUUCUAUGUACACCGGCGGUGCCGACUCUGCGGAGAGGACCAUGGGCGCAUUUCCGGGCGGAUGACGAGGAGUGGCAGCAGCAGCAGCUGCUGCUUCUGCACCUGCAGCAGGAGAUGCUGGAGCUGCACCAGCAGGUGCAGCCGCAGCCGCUCCAAGGGCAACAGCAGGAGGACCAGCAGAUGCAGCAGGAAGAGCAGCAGCAACAGCAACAGCAGCAGGAGGAGGAGCAGCAAGAGCAGUACCAGCAGGAAGAGCAGCAGCAGGAAGAGCAGCAGGAAGAGCAGCAGGAAGAGCAGCAGUAG